This is a messenger RNA of Arvicola amphibius (Eurasian water vole), 953 nucleotides long. It is a transcript of the gene Polr2d, whose product is annotated as RNA polymerase II subunit D. Bases 29 to 457 code for a protein of 142 amino acids. Gene Ontology annotation, molecular function: translation initiation factor binding; nucleotide binding. The transcript is spliced from 4 exons. Gene Ontology annotation, cellular component: RNA polymerase II, core complex; P-body. Gene Ontology annotation, biological process: transcription initiation at RNA polymerase II promoter; mRNA export from nucleus in response to heat stress; nuclear-transcribed mRNA catabolic process, deadenylation-dependent decay. The record is from RefSeq and is a predicted model, not a curated record. Lineage: Eukaryota; Metazoa; Chordata; Mammalia; Rodentia; Cricetidae.
UGUGUCUGUGACGGUACAUCCUAAAACAAUGGCGGCAGGCGGCAGUGAUCCUCGGGCUGGAGACGUUGAAGAAGAUGCCUCUCAACUCAUCUUUCCGAAAGAGUUUGAGACAGCUGAGACACUCCUGAACUCUGAAGUUCACAUGCUUCUGGAGCAUCGAAAGCAGCAGAACGAGAGUGCAGAAGAUGAGCAGGAGCUUUCAGAGGUUUUCAUGAAAACCCUAAACUAUACAGCCCGUUUCAGUCGUUUCAAAAAUAGAGAGACUAUUGCCAGUGUUCGUAGCUUGCUUCUCCAGAAAAAGCUACAUAAGUUUGAGUUGGCCUGUUUAGCUAAUCUUUGCCCAGAGACUGCUGAGGAGUCCAAAGCUCUGAUUCCAAGUCUGGAAGGGCGUUUUGAAGAUGAGGAACUGCAGCAGAUUCUCGAUGAUAUCCAGACCAAGCGCAGCUUCCAGUACUAGUGUUCACACCCUGCUCCUGAGAUUGCUCAGAACGGCACCACAUCCCAGCCUGGUCAGCCUCACACAGGAGUGCUGUAGCAGAAGACACUUGGGUCACUUCUGUAGUAUUUGCUUUAUUGAGAUAUAAUGUCACUCUGUGGUCCUCAGACUCAUGAUAGGCCUCCUGCCUCAGCCUCCCAAGUGCUGGGAUUACAGGCAUGAGCCAACACUCAACAGAUUGGCUUUUUGGAGAGGAAAGGCUGGUUUGGUGAUGGUCUUGGUUGCUGUCUCCACAGUGACUAUUGGACCAUAGUUAUCAUGUUUUCUUGGUGCAACCUUGUAAGGGCUGUUAGGGUCAAAAGUGCUGCAAUUUGGAACCCGUAAGGUAGAAUGAUGUGUUGACCGUCUCUUACCUUGGUGUUUUUGGAGCCCAUGUUAUUCUUUGUUCUUGUCAUUUCAAUUUUUAAUGUAAAUAUAGUUUGUAGUUUUUUAAACUAAACUGUUAUAUAAAAUCUUA